UUUAUUCGGUAGAUAUUUUAUUUUACUUCAAAAUCAACACUAUAAACAAAUGCGCUAUUUGGUUUAUAAAAAAGUAUAGGAGUAUUUUAUUUAAUUACAAUAAACUACAAAAUUAUUUUCUACAUAAAAUAAAUAAACUAUCAUAUCCCAACAAGUUGUAGGCUUGAACUAUUUGUAAGUUAUCGAUCAUGAAACUGCCGAAAUGACUAUGAGAUACAUUUAAACAUAAAUAAACAUGUCCGCUAAUGUCCAGUUAUGUUGGAGGAUGUAAAGAGAUCAAGGCCUUGUAAUAUGCAUCCCGCUCCGUUUUCCCGCCCAUCGGCAGUGAGGUCGCUCGUGGUUGUCACAAUUCUCGCGAUAUCCCGCAUCUGAAAUACUAGCAACACGUGUAAACACUAGUACUACAUUUUCCAACUCCUUACUAUCAUGUAUUGCAAUCAGUGUUUAAAAAACAACACAACAUGCAUCCGGAAUCUCGCUCGUACCAUCAAAACAUAGCCGAUAUCUAAAGCGCCCCGCACAAUGCCUUAAUUCUUGCAAUAAAAAGUCAGGUUUAUUCAGCUACAACAAAGCGUUUCUAAUUUAAGUUGUACAUUAACAUCGUUGCAAAGAGGCAAAAAAGGUGAACCUAGAAUGUGUUGCAACCUGAGCAAAAUUUAGUUGUUGGCGUCUGCGCUCAAGCAAGCGAAGCGGCUCCGAACAGGGCCUGGGUAAUUGAACUAAUAAAUCUAGCUGUGUUACUGCGCGCUCCCCGCUCCCGACUCGCUCAGGAUCAAGACGAAACCAUUAAACCUACGCUCAGAUUUCGCCUUGACUCGAGUUGCAUUUAGUCACACGAUACCAACGUGACGGUUCGCUCGGCUCUGCGUUUUAUUGAUGGAAUUUUACUUUCUUUCGAUAAUGCGUUUUUAACACGAUCAGCCAUAAACCGUGCUACCAAAUAAAUUAAAUAAAGAUUACUGUUGGUCGUAAAGCCAGAAUUUGAAAUAGCACCUUAUCAAUUGAAUGCUAUUAUGGUGUAAGGUAGUUCUCCUUCUUGAUGCUACAUGUUGCGCGGUUCAAUUGUUUUCAUGAGCUGGAGGUUGCGCGGACAGUGGACAACUAUUGUUCUUGUUUUUGUACUAAAGCUGAAUAUUGCUUCAACUACACAGAUACCACACGAUAAUGUAAUGAGAUUCUCUGGUGAUUUCGAAGGCUUCCUAAAAGAUUUGGGGUCAUUGGUUUAUAAAAAGAAAGGAGUAAGUGGAAAUGAUUUACACUCCCACUAUGAUCGAUACACAACUCCCCCGCAAAAACAUUUUCGGAGACAAAACAUUUACAACACGCAAAAGGCGGCGCUUGGAGAUGUUCUCAUGAUGAAACUGGUCUCGUACUAUGAGGAUAAAUAUAAACUGACCCACGCUGAGCCUACCACAACCGAGAGCAUAACAUUCAUGUCCGAUAUUGUCACGCAAGUUGGUAAUAAGUAUAACGUGGACAUGGCUGACCAGAGACCACUUCAUCAAUCGCACGAGAACAACCACCUGAUUGACCAAGCAAGGCAAGAACCUCAACCCCGAAUGGACAGGAAUAGGAGGAUGGAAAGGAACAACCCAAGGACUUACGAAGAACCUAUACCCGAAGUUGUUAUUUUAUAAUGUUUCGAUAACAAAACCGCAAAUGCAUCGUUCACAAAACCGCAAACCUACAACCAACUGAAAAUACAAAGCAAGGAGGAACAUUCUCGUAUUUCAACUUCGAAAAUCGGCUUAACGUACUUUUAUUUAAAUAUAUUGUUACAAAAUAAA
Trichoplusia ni (cabbage looper) is the source of this 1787-nucleotide messenger RNA. RefSeq lists its product as uncharacterized. Bases 1047 to 1637 code for a protein of 196 amino acids. Lineage: Eukaryota; Metazoa; Arthropoda; Insecta; Lepidoptera; Noctuidae. The transcript has 4 exons. The record is from RefSeq and is a predicted model, not a curated record.